Messenger RNA from Nyctereutes procyonoides (raccoon dog), 2755 nucleotides. It is a transcript of the gene TMEM278, whose product is annotated as transmembrane protein 88B. The transcript has 2 exons. The record is from RefSeq and is a predicted model, not a curated record. Bases 244 to 780 code for a protein of 178 amino acids. Gene Ontology annotation, biological process: negative regulation of canonical Wnt signaling pathway. Gene Ontology annotation, molecular function: PDZ domain binding. Gene Ontology annotation, cellular component: plasma membrane. Lineage: Eukaryota; Metazoa; Chordata; Mammalia; Carnivora; Canidae.
CUGAGCAGGGCUGGAGCUGUAGUCGCCUGGCAGAGGGAAGCCCAGCCUGGCAGCAGGGCAAACUGAGGCUGGGGUGUGACCUCAGAGACUGAUGGUCAGAGCUGCACCUACGUGGGCCAGGGUGCUGUCCCCCAUCUGGGUCCUCUAAGGUUGCUGGGGUCUGGGUGGAAGUCUGACCUGAAGACCUAAGUCCUGCCAUCUGAAUACCUCUGUGAACCCACCGGGCCUGUUGCCUGCAAGAGCAUGAGUGAACAGGAGAAGGAGACAGAGGAGGAUGAAGGAGGGGGCACUUCGGACACAGCACCCAUGCUGCCGGGAAGAUUUCCUGACAGCCAGGCCUCAGCCCUGAGGUCCCCAGAGUGGGUAGGGCUGGCUGUCCGAGGCCUUGGGACUCUGUUGCUGCCUGGCCAAGCCCUGGCCAGACUUUUGCUGCACCUACUGCUGCCUGCAACUGUGUUCGUGCUAGUACUGCUGCCAGCAGCUGCCAUCGUGUACCUGGGAUUCCUGUGCCACUCAAGGGUUCACCCAGCACCUCGCCCCGCGUGCCGCACGCUGCUGUCGGAUAGAGGCUCCGCGGCACUCAUCGUUCUCGGCUUCCUCUCGCUGCCUCCUCUGCUCGUGCUCGCUUCGGCUGCCCGCACCCGCCUGGCCCGGCGCCUCCGCACGCUGCUGCCGCCCCCAGCUUGGCCCCCUGGACCUCGCCGGCACCCGGGGUCCAGCGACCGUGGGCGGGUGGGACGCCACCCCGACGAGGAGGAACAGCUCUGCGCCUGGGUGUGACCCCAGAUGCCCCUCCACAGGACGAGACCUCCAAAUCCCCCGCCCCAUGAGGGAGCCCCCGGCUUGCAAUCGCGGGGUCUGCGUCCAGGUUCCGUCCUAGAAAAUUGCGGGCCCACCUCGGGGCUUCGAGCGCAGUGCUUGGAGUGGCCGCGAGAUGGCACCGGACUCCCCCGGACCGAGGUCCGCCUGUCCCCAAGGUCUCCCUAUCCCCGCAGUUCCCUGUCAUUGCGAGGAACCAGGAAGGCCCCAGGGAGGAGGGAAAUGCCUUAGAGUAGGGGCGCAUGGCCAGGCUCAGAAAAAGAUGGCCUUCCUGGCUUCUGUCCCGCAGCCCUGCGGCCCCUUGUCUGGUCAGUCAGUGGGUCUGCAGAGGGUUCCACCGGUGCUGAGACUUGCGCGGGAGACUUCCACACUCGGCCAGAGACACAUAGUUCCAGAAGCUCAGCAGUGGCCAACAGCCCCAGGGCUUGCAGGGUUCAACCUGGGCUGGGGGUCAGGGCUCGGCUUGUGACCUGGGCUAGCAUCUAGACAGGUGCCAGAGUUAAGAGCUCGGUCUCUCUGGAUAAGUUUAAGAUCUUCUCUAUCUUUUGCAAUCUUUGGCUUUAAGCAUAUUUCUUUUCUUUUUAAAGAUUUUAUUUAUUUAUUCAUGAGAGACACACACACACAGAGGCAGAGACCCAGGUAGAGGGAGAAGCAGGCUCCAUGUAGGGAGCCGGACUGGGACACGAUCCUGGCUCUCCAGGAUCACGCCCUGGGCUGACGGCAGCACUAAACCGCUGAGCCACCCAGGCUGCCCUUUAAGCAUGUUUCUAGUCGUGGAUGUGUUCUUAUUCACCCAUUCAGUAUACACUGUGCUUCCCAUCAGUUCUAGAGAAUUCUCAGCCGUUACCUAUGUCACCAAAUUGGCCUCCCGUUGAUUGUUUGCAUUCUUUUUUGGGAGCAUCUCUUCCCCUUUCCUCCUGGUGUCCACUUGCCUGUCUCUUGUAUUUUUGUCUUCCUGGCUCUCUGGGCUGCAUUCUGAGCAAUUUCUUUAUCUUCUUCCAGUUCACUAAUUCGUUGGUUGUGUCUAAUGUCUAAUCUGCCAAUUAGCUCAUUCAUUUAAUUAAUUUUAAGUUAUUUUAUUAUAUCAAAAAGUUAUGCUUGUUUCUUAUUCAAAUCUCAUCAGAUGGGAGAGAGUCUCCGUGCAUUUCAAUUUUGGGAUUCCAGUUUUGCUUCAAUUUCUUGAGCAUUUCACCCACAGUUAUUUUUUUAAAGAUUUUAUUUAUUUAUUUGAGACAGAGAGAAUGCGAGAGUGCACGAGGUGGGGGGAAGGCUCAGAGGCAGAAGAGAAACAGACUCCCAUCUGAGCAGGGACCCCCAUGUGGGCUUGAUCCCAAGACCCUGAGAUCAUGACCUGAGCUGAAGGCAGAUGCUCAACUGACUGAGCUGCCCAGGUGCCCCUACUCACAGUUAUUUUAUAUUCUGUACCUAACAAUUCUAAUUUCUCACUCUCUAGGGGUCUGAAUCUGUUAUUUGUUGUUUCUGCUGAUUCUCACUAACAGUAUAGUGUUUCUUUGAAUGGAUACUCAUUUUCCACUGUCAACCUGCACCUGUGAGCAUCCUGCAGGCAUGUCCUUCCAGGAGGGAAUCCCUCUGCACCGCAUGCCCUAUCUGGGCCUGGCUUGGGUCCUGGGCCAGCUUCUGUAAUUGCACCUGUGGCUCCCCAUCCCUUCGUCGAGGGGCCUCCCUGAUACCCCCCGUUUCCUUUCGUCUUCCUGAGUUUCUGUUCAUUAUUCUUCUGUUUAUUUAUUUUUAAUGUUUUUAAUUUGGGGGGAACCUUAGAAGAUAUUCCCUAUAAGCCCAGCAGUGUCUUAAAACUGUGUUUCUUGGGGCAACUAUCUGGCUCAGUCAGUAGAGCAUGUGACUCUUGAUCUCAGAGUUGUCAGUUCAAGCCCCAUGUUGGAUGUACAGAUUACUUUAAAAAAAAAAAAACUACUAA